Molecule: messenger RNA, 1040 nt
Organism: Gracilinanus agilis (Agile Gracile Mouse Opossum)
Lineage: Eukaryota; Metazoa; Chordata; Mammalia; Didelphimorphia; Didelphidae
Gene: ADO
Product: 2-aminoethanethiol dioxygenase
Exons: 2
Coding region: 384-1040 (218 amino acids)
Cellular component (GO): mitochondrion
Molecular function (GO): oxidoreductase activity, acting on single donors with incorporation of molecular oxygen, incorporation of two atoms of oxygen
Source: RefSeq, a predicted model, not a curated record
CAGCCAGAGGACCGAGCGCUCAGCGGCCUCCCCUCCAUGUCCCUGCUUGGGAGAGGGGUGGGUAGCGGAGGACUACAAGUCCCGGCAGGCGUCGCAAAGUCGCGGGGCAGGUCCCCGCGUCCGGGGUUGGUCCGAGUUCGCCGCUGGCCCUAGGCGGCAUGAAUGGGGUAACGGGGGCGAAGGGAAAGACUCGGCUCUAGCGGCCAGCUCGUACUCUGGUAUACCACUCGCCCCUCCCCUACAGCAGUCCGGGGGCCCCGGAGCACGUGCGCCUGCGUCUGCGCAGCGCGAGCGUGGGAGCCGUUGAGGCCGUUGCGGUCCGGAAGCGGCUGCGGCGGAGGCGGCGACGGCUCGGGCGGCUGGCGGGCCCGGGCGGCGGCGGCAUGCCGCGGGACAACAUGGCCACGCUGAUCCAGCGCAUCGCCCGGCAGGCGCGUUUGACCUUCCGCCGGGGCAAUGGUGGCAGCGGCGGAGCGCCCGAGGCAGGAUUCCCAGACAACCUGCAGCAGCUCCAGCAGCUGCUGAGCCAGCUCCGCGCCGAGGACCUGAACAUCAGGCCGCGGCGCUGCGCCACGCUGCCCGGGCCUUCGCCGCCGCCGCCGCCGCCUUCGCACCUGCCGCCCGUCACAUACAUGCAUAUCUGCGAGACCGCCGAGUUCAGCCUGGGCGUGUUCCUGCUCAAGAGUGGCACAUCCAUCCCGCUGCACGACCACCCGGGCAUGUACGGCGUGCUCAAGGUGCUCUACGGCACGUUGCGGAUCAGCUGCCUGGACCCGUUGCCCCCGCCGCCGCCCCCCGCUGCGCCGCCGCCGCGCUUCGACCCCCCUCUUCGGUCAGACAGCUCGCAUCCCUGCGCUCUCUCGGAGCUCGCCGCCUCCUCGGAAAGGCGGGCUCCCAAGCCGCCGCCGCCGCUGCGACCACCACGAGCCCCUCUUCUCCCCGCACUCACCCCGAUCCGCCACCGACAGUGCGAGCUCCCAGGGCCCACGACAGUGGACCGUCAGCCCACCAAAGGCACAUUGAAACCCUCCACAGACUAG